This is a messenger RNA of Nicotiana tabacum (common tobacco), 1344 nucleotides long. The record is from RefSeq and is a predicted model, not a curated record. Lineage: Eukaryota; Viridiplantae; Streptophyta; Magnoliopsida; Solanales; Solanaceae.
AAGUCCUCUGCCUGAGAUGAAGUCAAGAGAGAGUAAAAAGAAGGCCCCGGAGGUAUUCAAUCGCAUGUUGCAGUCGCAUACCAUGCAAUUUACCAGCAUAACAGAGACGUCAAGCAAGGAUGGCCUCACUAUAAUUUGGUCAAAAAGAGGUGGUGAUGUGUUUGCACCGAGCCACUCGAAGUGGCUUCAGUCCGUGGCUGCUUACCCUGAUGGCAUACUCUUCAGACUUGUACCCAUUACUUCACUCUUAACGGGAAUUCCGGGGAGUGGCUAUCUCAGCCAUGCAAUAAAUUUAUAUCUACGAUAUAAGCCAGCUUUAGAGGAUUUACAGUGUUUCCUUGAGUUUCAAGUUCCUACACAGUGGGCACCAUUAUUCUGUGAGCUGCCUCUUAGGCAUCAAAGAAGAGUGGCAUCUUGCCCUGCAUUGCAGUUCUGUUUAUUCGGCCCAAAGAUUUGUGUGAGCCCUACUCAGGUUACAAGUGGUGAAAAGCCGGUCAUUGGUUUGCGCUUGUAUUUGGAAGGGAAAAAAUUCAACCAAUUAGCUAUACAUGUACAGCAUCUUUCUAGUUUACCGAACAUUAUGACAUCAAAAUCUGCUAACCCAACCUUACACAAGCCAUGUCAGUGGCGAGGGUCCGAUGAUUAUGAAUCUAGUGACCAAUUCUUAGAACCGGUCAGAUGGCCGAGAUAUUCCAAUGUGUGCUCAUCUGUAGUUAAGCAUGAUCUAAGCUGGAUGCAAGGCGAGACUAGUGGCGUAUUUGUGGUAACUGGCGCACAGCUUAUCAGCAAAGGGAAGUGGCCUAAGACGGUGCUUCACCUGCGUCUACUUUUCUCCCAUCUUCCCAACUGCACAGUACGAAAGACAGAGUGGGCAGCUACACCAGAGGGUACUCAUAGGUCAAGUUUCUUGACAAAUCUCAGCACAACUUUUACGUUCACUCAGCGAACAAAGGCAGAUGCUGCACCAAAGCAGCAUCCUGCUGCUCUUAAUUCAGGCGUAUAUCCAGAGGGACCCCCGGUACCAGUUCGAUCAACAAAGCUGCUCAAGUAUGUAGAUACGGCUGAGGUUGCACGAGGGCCAUAUGACACUCCUGGACAUUGGUUGGUAACCGCUGCUAAGCUUGUUACAGAGGGCGGUAAGAUAGGUUUGCAUGUGAAGUUUGCACUACUAGAUUUCUUAAAUGAAUCAUAGUUUCUUUUGUGUACAUAUUCUGGGGUAGUCUUAUCUUCCAAUAUCUUGAUGAUAGAGCAUAUUGUUUAUCCAAGAAAUGGUGAAAAGGGGAGGAAAAUAUUAUAGGUGUUGUAUAGAAGAAAUUAGUGAAUGAAUGGAUUUAUUUUUUGAUA